AUGGAAAUGAAGAAGGUAGAAAGACCCCGGCCCAUAUUCGACAGAGGAGGUUUGGACAAGUCCAAAUACUGUGCAUUUCAUGACGGACCGGGUCAUACUACUGACCAAUGUUGGGAUCUCCGAGAUGUUGUGGAGAAAUUUGUUCGAGAUGGAAGGUUACGCCAAUACGUGAUCAAAACCCAGGGUUCCAAAAAUAACAAAAGAAAGUCGGGAAACAAAAAUAGAAGUAAAAGCUCGGUCCCUGAAAAGAAAAACAAGGAGGAACGGAAUCAGAAUAAUGAUUCUAACCAUGAUGAGUUCUCGGAAGCAGAAUUUGAUUGCAAUGUAAUUAGUGGAGCCCUGGGAGGAGGAGGAGGAGGAGGAGACACAGUAAGUGCCAGAAGAAAGUAUUUGAAAGAAGUACUCUCUAUCCGAGACCGUCCUAAAUUCAAGGAAGACCUGAGCAAACCAGACUCUCCCUUUUUGUACUUCACAAAAGAUGAUAUGCAUGUUGUGUUGCCGGGAGAUGUAGAUGGGUUAGUCAUUGUUGGAACCUUGGUAAAUUGCCGGGUUAAGAAUAUUUUCGUGGAUGCAGGGAGUAGUGCCGACAUCAUACUCUGGGACGCUUUCAAAAAGAUGAACCUGGAUAAGGAGGACCUCAAACCCUGCAAAAUGACUUUGAUAGCUUUUAAUGGAGAGCAUACACCUCCUAAAGGCUACAUAGACCUCAGGUUGACCUUGGGAACAAAAGAAGCAUUCAAAUCAGAACGGGUCAGAUUCAUAGUGGCUGAUUUCCUAUCCGAAUAUAAUAUAAUUCUGGGAAGACCAACCAUACACUAG
Messenger RNA from Gastrolobium bilobum, 819 nucleotides. RefSeq lists its product as uncharacterized. The record is from RefSeq and is a predicted model, not a curated record. Lineage: Eukaryota; Viridiplantae; Streptophyta; Magnoliopsida; Fabales; Fabaceae. The coding region runs from base 1 to 819 and encodes 272 amino acids. The transcript has a single exon.